Molecule: messenger RNA, 1119 nt
Organism: Eutrema salsugineum
Lineage: Eukaryota; Viridiplantae; Streptophyta; Magnoliopsida; Brassicales; Brassicaceae
Product: probable E3 ubiquitin-protein ligase ARI3
Exons: 4
Coding region: 91-1119 (342 amino acids)
Biological process (GO): ubiquitin-dependent protein catabolic process; protein polyubiquitination; positive regulation of proteasomal ubiquitin-dependent protein catabolic process
Cellular component (GO): cytoplasm; ubiquitin ligase complex
Molecular function (GO): ubiquitin conjugating enzyme binding; nucleic acid binding; zinc ion binding
Source: RefSeq, a predicted model, not a curated record
AGCCUUUACUCCAAGGGUUUGGUAAGGGAUGACUCAUUGGCCGGAUUUGGGGUUGCAAUUUGCGGACAAAAAGAUGAUGUCUUGUUUCAGAUGAAGGGACCAAUUCAUGGCUAUAACAUAACUGUGUUGGAGGCUGAGCUUACGGCAUUGAAGCGAGGACUAAAAGAAGCUGCAGAUCUAGGGAUCAAUCAUAUCACAAUUUACUGUGAUUAUCAUCCCAUUCACGAAUUAGUCACGGGAAGAUCCAUGCCGAAGGAUAAUAAGACUGCCGUGCUAAUAAAUGAUGUGCAACGCAUCAGGGAACGCUUUGCGUCAAGUUUUCUGAUUUUAGUAUCCGGAGAUAGCAUGAAAUAUGCUUAUAAACUAGCAAAAGAAAUAAUAGUUUCUGAAAUCAGCAUAUCUGUGGAUCCUCCUCGCAAAGCCAAGCCUGCUCCGAAAAGCACUUGUCCUAUCUGUUUUGAUGACGAUACCAAUGCUGAUCAGAUGUUUACUGUUGAUAAAUGCCGUCAUCGGUUUUGUUCCCAGUGUGUGAAACGACACAUAGAGGUAAGGCUACUCGAUGGAAGUGUGAUGAGAUGUCCUCACUACCGUUGCAAGUCUAAGCUGGCUCUUAACAGCUGUGCCAGUAUGUUGACACCAAAACUAAAUGCGUUGUGGCAAGAAAGGAUCAAAGAAGACUUGAUUCCUUAUGCCGACAGAGUUUAUUGCCCCAACCCGAAGUGCUCGGCUUUGAUGUCGAAAACCGAGCUGUCUAAAUCGAGUAAAGAAGCUGGAUAUAGGAGAUGUUGUUCCAAAUGCGGUGAACAUCUUUGCACCAACUGUAAAGUUCCGUGGCAUGAAAAUUUGGCAUGCAAGGAUUACAAGAUGUUGCAUCCAAGUCCUACAGAAAAUGAUGGAAAGCUAAAAGCUCUAGCAAAUCAGAAAAUGUGGCGUCAAUGCGGAAAUUGCCAACACAUGAUUGAACUUUCAAAAGGAUGUGUCAUCGUAAUUUGCAGAUGUGGACAUGACUUUUGUUACCGAUGUGGAGCCAAGGCUAAAAGUUGCCGUCAUGGUCUUGGCCAUGGCCAUCCACCAUCGCCGCUACAGCCGCCACCACCACCGUCACAGCUGGGGGUUUAA